Molecule: messenger RNA, 1485 nt
Organism: Charadrius vociferus (killdeer)
Lineage: Eukaryota; Metazoa; Chordata; Aves; Charadriiformes; Charadriidae
Gene: TOE1
Product: target of EGR1, member 1 (nuclear)
Exons: 6
Coding region: 1-1485 (494 amino acids)
Biological process (GO): snRNA 3'-end processing
Cellular component (GO): cytoplasm; Cajal body
Molecular function (GO): 3'-5'-RNA exonuclease activity; snRNA binding
Source: RefSeq, a predicted model, not a curated record
AUGCGUGGCGGGCGGCGGAGCCGCGGUCCCUGCCGGGAGAGCGGCGCGGGCGCGGCCAGGACCCGCUCCGUCCUGUCCCUCGGCGUGGCGUGUUUCAAGCAGCUCCCGGAGAAGUCCGAGAACACGUAUCUCUGCCAGAUCUACAACCUGACGCUCCUCUGCACGGAGGAUUACAUCGUGGAACCUCAGUCGGUGCAGUUCCUGGUGCAGCACGGCUUUGACUUCAACAAGCAGUACUCCCAGGGGAUUCCCUACCAUAAGGGCAACGAUAAGGGCAACGAGAACCAGAGACAGAGCGUUCGGACUUUUUUUCUGGAGCUCAUACGAGCGAAGAAACCUCUCAUUCUUCAUAACGGCCUGAUCGAUCUGGUCUUCUUGUACCAGUGCUUCUAUGCUCACCUCCCAGACAACCUCGGCACCUUCACCGCUGACCUCUCGGAAAUGUUUCCAGCGGGAAUAUACGACACCAAAUAUGCUUCAGAGUUUGAGACUCGCUUUGUAGCAUCCUACCUGGAGUAUGCUUACAAGAAAUGCAAGCGAGAGAACUGCAAGCUGAAGGACUCCAGCGCCCAGCACCUCACCAUUGAGUUCUGCAACUACCCUGCCAACAUGUCCCAUUACAUUGACUACCGGCACUGCUCUCUGGAAGAAGAAAGCCACACCGUGGGAGGGGGAAAUAAGGUGCCUGCCUAUGGCUGGUGUCCAAAAGGGAUGAAGUGUCCACAGUCUCAUAACAUUGACCUUAUAAUUGAUGAGGACGACAAGCUUUGGGAGGAGAAGCGGAAGAAACGGAAGCACAAAUGGAAGCGUCGGAAGAACACAGAAGAGUCUGCAAAGGCGUUUGAAGGGGAAACCUCAGGGAAAGACAUGGAGCUAGCUCAGAAUGGGGAGGAGGGACCGCCGCGAAAACAGAGCUGCUAUGAGCCUGCAGCUGCUACAGAGCUGGCAGACAUCACACCCAACACUGAGAGCACAACACUGGAGAACUCCACGGACAUGAAACCAGAGGUCAGCUCAGACACCAGCACACAACGGGAAGAGGAUCUGGGGAGCACUGAAGGAACUGCUGCCCAGGUAGCAGCUGCUGUGAGCCCUUCUGCCAAGGGAAAUGCCUCUGACGGCGACCAAGUGGAGGGAAAGUCAGAGGUUCCCACUGGGGUGGGCUUAGUCAAUCACCCAGACAUCCCUGAGACUGAAGCAGCAUGUGCUGUGGAAAAGGAAAAGGAAACCCAUGGUCCACCUUCACAAGGGGGCACACACCGAGCUGGCUUUGAUGCAUUCAUGACUGGCUAUAUCAUGGCUUACGUCUGGAUGCUCAAGAAAGGAAAAAACACGGACGCUGGUACAGGGCCCUGGUUGCCAGACUGCCACAAUAAACUGUACCUCAGUGGGAAAUCGGUGCCACUUCAAAUAGUGAAGAGCUUGUUUUCUAAAUCUUCCAAAGCUCACAGCCAGAAGAUGAAGUUGGCCUGGGCCAGUGGAUAG